This is a messenger RNA of Pseudopodoces humilis (Tibetan ground-tit), 1902 nucleotides long. NCBI's taxonomy places the organism in Eukaryota, Metazoa, Chordata, Aves, Passeriformes, Paridae. The record is from RefSeq and is a predicted model, not a curated record.
CACUAAGUGGAGGAAAAUCCUGACAUCGGGAUGAUAUUGACCACAUAGCACCGAGUGACAAUUUGGGUUGGUAUUUUGGGGUUGUGUUUACAAAGUCAUAAGUACCUUGCAGAGCAUGAGGAUCAGAGUGAUAAUUCAGCACAUGGACUGUUAGCAGAUGGUGGUUACUGAAGUUUGAGUCAGUUGACCCUCAGCUUUUGCCUCACAUAGCCAGACCUUCUGGAAGAGAUGAGACUCGCAUUUUGUGGUAAUGACAAUGCCUCAGCCUACAACAUCAGUGCUGGUGUCCUCAGGAAUGUCUGCUUUGUGGAUGCCCUCAACUUGGUCCCUCAUGUCUUCCUGCUGUUUAUCACCUUCCCAAUUUUAUUCAUUGGCUGGGGAAGCCAGAGCUCCAAAGUGCAGAUUCACCACAAUACCUGGCUUCACUUCCCUGGGCACAACCUGCGGUGGAUCCUGACGUUCACCCUGCUGUUUGUGCAUGUGUGUGAGAUAGCAGAGGGGAUUGUUUCUGAUACACAAAUGAAAUCUCUCCACCUGCAUCUCUUUCUACCAGCUAUAAUGGGAUUUGUGGCUGCCACUGUAUCCAUAGUCUAUUACCAUAAUAUUGAAACAUCCAACUUUCCAAAGUUACUGUUGGCCUUGUUCCUUUACUGGAUAAUGGCCUUUGUCACAAAAACCAUCAAGCUUGUCAGAUACUGCCAGGAUGGGGUGCCUUUUUCUCAGCUGCGUUUCUGCAUCACUGGAAUCAUGGUCAUCCUCUAUGGGCUGCUGAUGGCUGUGGAGAUCAAUGUCAUCCGAGUCAGGAGGUAUGUGUUUUUCAUGAACCCUCAGAAAGUGAAGCCUCCAGAGGAUCUGCAGGAUCUGGGAGUGAGGUUCCUGCAGCCAUUUGUCAAUUUGCUCUCAAAGGCAACUUAUUGGUGGAUGAACGCACUCAUUAUUUCUGCACACAAGAAACCUGUGGACCUGAAGGCAAUUGGGAAGCUCCCAAUUGCAAUGAGAGCACUGACAAAUUAUGUCUGCCUCAAAGAAGCCUAUGAAGAACAAAAGAAAAAGGUAGAGGAUCAUCCCAACCGGAGUCCCUCCAUUUGGUUGGCCAUGUACAGUGCUUUUGGACGGCCAAUCCUGCUCAGCAGCACAUUCCGCUACCUGGCCGACCUGCUGGGCUUUGCUGGGCCACUCUGCAUUUCUGGCAUUGUUCAGGGCUUCCAGAACACAACCAAUAAUACAAAUACCACAGAAAAGGUGAAGGAUCCAUCAAACUCCUACCUUUCAUCAGAGGAAUUCCUCAGGAACGUUUAUGUCUUGGCAGUCCUUCUCUUCCUGGCCCUUAUUCUGCAGAGAACAUUCCUGCAGGCCUCUUACUAUGUGACUACAGAGACUGGCAUCAACCUCCGGGGUGCCUUACUGGCAAUGAUAUAUAAUAAGAUCCUGAGGCUUUCUACAUCCAACUUGUCCAUGGGAGAGAUGACACUGGGACAAAUCAAUAACUUGGUUGCCAUAGAAACCAACCAAUUGAUGUGGUUCUUGUUCCUGUGCCCCAAUCUGUGGGCAAUGCCUGUCCAGAUAAUAAUGGGUGUGAUCCUCCUCUAUAACCUGUUGGGAGUGAGCGCCUUGGUCGGGGCUGCUGUCAUUGUUCUCUUAGCCCCCAUCCAGUACUUCAUAGCCACCAAGCUGGCUGAGGCUCAGAAGAGCACUCUUGACUAUUCUACUGAGAGACUAAAGAAAACCAAUGAGAUACUCAAAGGCAUUAAGCUAUUAAAGCUGUAUGCCUGGGAGCACAUAUUUUGUACAAGUGUGGAAGAAACGAGAAUGAAAGAGCUCACCAGUCUCAAAACCUUUGCACUUCAUACUUCUCUUUCCAUUUUUAUGAAUGCAGCCAUACCAAUAGCAGCUGUUCUUGCA